AAACAAGAUAUCAAAAAAGGGAUGAAGCUUACAAAAUAGAAAACACUAUAUCCUUAUUCAAAACCCUAAUAUUUGUAUACUAGCUAGUUGAAGUACAAAAGAAAAGAUAAAUAAAGCCCCUUCCUUUAUAUUUCUUCUUUCUUCUUACUUAGCUUUCUUUCUUUUUCUGCAAAACCCUAUUUGGGCAUAGUGUGAUAUUCUCCACCAUAAACCUCACCAACCUUUUACAAAAGAGAAGAAAUAUUUGGAGCACUAACACAAUGGCUUUCUCAUCUAUUCCCAUCUAUCUAGAUCCUCCCAAUUGGCAACAUGAGCAAGGAAAUCACCAACAACAACUUGGAGUUGCAAAUGAAAACCCCUCUCAGCUAUCACCAGCUAUGCCGCCACCUCCAGCAGUUGGAGGAGGAGGUGGCGGAUCAGCUGGCUCAGUUAGGCCUGGCUUGAUGGUAGAACGAGCCAGACUAGCAAAAGCAACACAACCAGAGACGAUCCUAAAAUGUCCACGUUGUGAGUCUACGAAUACAAAAUUUUGUUACUUCAAUAAUUACAGUCUUUCUCAGCCACGUCAUUUCUGCAAGACUUGCCGGAGAUAUUGGACUAGAGGUGGUGCGCUGAGGAACGUCCCCGUCGGAGGUGGAUGCCGGAGGAACAACAAGAGAGGAACAAAAAGAAGUAGAUCAAAAUCCCCAACUAGAAGUGAAAAAAGACAUUGUCCAAUAAUUACCUCAGCAAAUGCCACAACCUCUAAUAAUAGUAUCCCUCAUUUGCCUCAUCCAACACAUUUGUCAUUCUUGACUACCCCUAAUUUGCAUAAUUUUAGUGACUUCACAUCUACUGAAAAUGGCCUCAAUUUUGGAGGAUCUCAACCUCAAGAUGGUACAACAGAUCAAAUGGAAGUCCAAGCCAGAUUUAUUGACCAAUUUAGAUUUCAACAAAUGCAGCAAUUUCCAUUUUUCUCCAACUUGGAACAACAACCUAGUAAUAAUUUAUACCAAUUUGAAGCAGCUCCUGAAUACAAUGUUGGAGAAGUGGCAAAUGUGAAGGUGGAAGAAAAUGAAGGUACUAAUAGUCAAGGGCUAAAUUUACCAAGAAACAAUUUUGGGGUCACAAAUAAUCAGUUUUGGACAAACUUCCACUAGCCAACUAUUGUGAUUUUCUUGUAACAUCUUCAGAGAUAACUCUAUCAAGAUUGAGCUAUUUUCUUUUUACUUUCCAUAAUGGUUGUCCGACUCAACUUGUGCGCACGACUACUUUACUGAGUAUCGAUCUGCUAUUUUCCACCAGCACAGUACCAAGCAAGCUUGAGCUUUUCGAUCGUUUAACUACAACAGGUUCUACCCCUAUUUAAUUAUAGCGAAGAGAUUGAAUUAUGAAGCAGCUUUCUUGAAUUGCAAGCUAGUAAUAUGGAGUCCGAUCGUCUCAAGAGGAUUCUCAUUCUCAUCUGGUAGAAAACUAAGUAAUGGUAGGCUUUAAUUUCAUUAUUUCCCAUUUUUUGGUUCUUUAAUUAUGUACUGUGCGGAUGUUUUUAGGUCAAGUGUAAGUUUUUUUUUUAAUUAUCCAUUCAUGGGAUUUAAAUAUUAUCUAACAUGACGGGGCUGCUUGGUUAUUAUAAGAGAUGAAAUCUAAUAUGCAUCCUACUUAGUGACUGGUUAUAUAUUGAGUUUAUUUUAAUGGAAUUAUGUCGAUCGGGUCAAUAUUU
Messenger RNA from Nicotiana attenuata, 1699 nucleotides. Its product is annotated as dof zinc finger protein DOF3.6-like. Lineage: Eukaryota; Viridiplantae; Streptophyta; Magnoliopsida; Solanales; Solanaceae. The record is from RefSeq and is a predicted model, not a curated record. The transcript has 2 exons. Gene Ontology annotation, molecular function: DNA binding; DNA-binding transcription factor activity. The coding region runs from base 261 to 1139 and encodes 292 amino acids. Gene Ontology annotation, biological process: regulation of DNA-templated transcription.